Styela clava is the source of this 2429-nucleotide messenger RNA. The record is from RefSeq and is a predicted model, not a curated record. NCBI's taxonomy places the organism in Eukaryota, Metazoa, Chordata, Ascidiacea, Stolidobranchia, Styelidae.
AACAAUUCGAGAAAUUUGUUAGUUUAGAAUUUAUUAUCUGAAAUGGUUUAGUUUUUGUUUUAGUAUAAUAGCUUGAUUUUGAAAAUAACAUUUACGUUAAGUUGGUGCUUCUAUAAGGAUAUUGGAGUCUCUAUCAGGAUACCAAAUGAAAAUGAAGAAAAUCAACCUCAUUUUCAUCAUACUAACAAUUGCAAUCGGUGGAAUCCAGAAAUCCACGGGUGAAAUAUUGAAUUGUACUGCAACAUGGUCUCCUUGGAGUGCUUGUUUCCUCGAUGAAGUGAAUGGAUAUAUGUGGAAGGAUCGCAUGGUAACGCUGUCUCCCGGAACUCAAGAUGGUUUAACUUGCAAUAAUUAUGUAAACGAAAUUCAAUCAAAUAUCUGCACAUCGAAAGAUGAAACCUUAACCAAAUUCAUCAAUGCUGAUUGCCCCGAUGAUGGUUGGUUCCGAUGUGGCAACGGUCGAUGUAUUCAGGCCGAUUUAACAUGUAACGGGGAUGACGAUUGCGGAGAUGCAUCCGAUGAAUAUCCAUUGUACAAAGCGCAAAAUUGCUCAAACUUCGGCACCUUCAUUUGUGGAAUUCCCGUAACCACUACUACCAGUAAUACGCCGCCAAAAUCAGAUCGUUACUUUCUUGGAAUACCAGGAAUCGAAAAGUUUUCAGCUGGUUAUGACAUGCUGACAGGCAAGUUUCGUUCAAGUGUGCUGUCUAUGAUGCCAUACGGUUCAUGUAGGCGUGUUCUCAAAUCCGGGGAAUCUGAUUAUUACUACAGGUUGCCAAGUAACGUCAAUUCGUUGUUGCAACAUUUUAGUGUGGUGGAGUUGCCUGGUUCCUUGGCGCAAAGCGGAGCCGAAUUGAUCAACGCAACAAAAAAACUUUUAAAAGAAGAUUCAAGCUUUGGAGGAAUAUUAAGUGACAUUGAUGGCAACGUUGGAUAUUCUCAAUCUCAGAGAUUUAUGAGUUACGUUGUUGACAGUAUUGAACAACAAAAUAAAUUCACAGUUGUAAAGCUCAAGGCGGCCAGACACUUGGAAACUACAAAUUCCUUCAUCGAACGUUUGUUCGAUUUGCCUUCUGAAAAUUUCAGUUAUGAAAGAUACAUGUCGUUCAUUAGAGAUUUUGGAACUCAUUAUGUCUCGGCUACGCUUGGUGGACAAUAUGUACAAACAAACGUAUAUAACAGAUGUUGGUUGGAGGAAUCUUACGAGUUUGAAUACAGAAGCUCAUCUUGGGCAACCGACCUUAUUUUCUGCGACCGUGAAAACAUGAGAACGAAAGUAAACCCAGCAUACUCAGUGCCAGCGAAAUGUCUUUCUACAAAAAAUGUAAACAUCCUGACAAAAGUAGUGGAUUCCGAUGUAGAAGUGAUUGGAGGCUCGGUAUCCACUGCAUCGAAUCUAAAAACCAUUUUGACUGGUGACACGUGGAAUGCGUGGGUUGAUACAGUGGCAGAUUCUCCAUCUCUCGUCUUGAUGACUUUAACUUGAACCCAUUUCCAAUUUGUUGGAUAUUCCUAAUCCGAUGAUACCAGAAGAAAAACGUUUAAGCAUCAAAGCAUUUAUGAAACAAGCAAUCGAUGCAUAUUUGACUCCAUACGAUGCGUCGACUCAAUGCGACGGGUCGGAUUUACUGAAAACUGUAUCAAUCAGUGCCGUUUUGAUUUAACUGAGACACAGAACUACACGGUCAGAUAUUUGGCUGGAAAAGGAUACUCGGAUUACAAAUGUCGAUGUGCAUGCACAGCUGAACCGGAUUAUGAAACUUGUGGAACCAUCCGAGAAUCAGCGAAUCUACUAGUUUUGUUCUUCUGUCUCUUUGUGGUAAUCAAAAAUUCUUGGUGAUAUGGAGCAAAGUAAUUUGAUAUUCGAAGUCAAUUCUUCCUUUUAAUUCUUAAUAUAAGCAUUAGCUUUCUUUGCUAUGCCUAAAAAAACAAAGCCUUAUUUUUUAUACUAUUUUUUCGUCGCAAUAUGAAGUAGAUUUUCGGCGAUAAUUAUAGCUAUAACAUAAACACGUUUUAAUAUGAAUUUUGCUUACCACGACGUUGUUGAGUUCCAUCUGCUAGAAUUUAAUAUCUACCUGUCUUACCACACGUCAACCAACAUUUAGCGCAUCUAUCGCAGUGAAUAUUAGAUAAAUUUUGAUAAUUGUGUGUUUUACUCUGUUAUGGUUCUUUUUAUAAAGCAACAUUUUAUAAAUGGAAGUCGGGUAGAUGGACUCUAGCUGGAUAGCUUGUUCAUAAUUAUCGAAAUGUUGCUGAAAGCCUGCAAGAAUUGUAUUUUAUUUUCAUUGUUGUCUAUAUUUGCCAACGUGCCACUGCUGAAAGCGAAAUGUAGGACGUCGGUCCAUUUCCUAUACAUGUCAUAUUAUAUUUCUUGGUUUUAGCUGGACGCACUUAAAUAUAUUGUGUUGAUAAACAUUAGAUAAGCAUAA